Molecule: messenger RNA, 345 nt
Organism: Ostertagia ostertagi
Lineage: Eukaryota; Metazoa; Nematoda; Chromadorea; Rhabditida; Trichostrongylidae
Source: the annotation of a GenBank genome assembly
AUGUCCUGCGAAUUCUCCUCAUUACCAGAACCAGCAGUGGUGACUUGGCUCCACAAAGCGCCAAAUUCGAUCAGUUGGGUCGACUUUGCCUGCUCCAAUAAGGAUGAAACGAAACAGUGCAGGGAAACCGAACAUCGAGUCAGAUCGAGAUGUCUGUUACGAACGAAUUCUCUAACUAUGACUGGAGCCUAUCGCUGUCAAGCGACUACUUCUGAGCAGAAAAACAAGGCAAUCAGCUCUGAGUUCAACAUCAAUGUGGUCGGAAUUGAGAAAAUCUCGACCAUUCACCAUCAUUUGCCCUUUGGCCAGCUUGGCCAUAUUGAAGUUGAGGUGAGUAUGGUGUAA